This is a messenger RNA of Austrofundulus limnaeus, 443 nucleotides long. RefSeq names its product glutamate receptor ionotropic, kainate 4. Gene Ontology annotation, cellular component: membrane. Lineage: Eukaryota; Metazoa; Chordata; Actinopteri; Cyprinodontiformes; Rivulidae. Gene Ontology annotation, molecular function: ligand-gated monoatomic ion channel activity. The record is from RefSeq and is a predicted model, not a curated record.
ACGAGGCAGAAAAUGAAAGUCUGAUUGUUUCUGUUGGCCUCUUCCUGCUGAUGGACUGAUCUCUUUCUGUCACUUUGCAGAUCGGCCUGUGGCACUCUGAAGAUGGACUGUCCAUGGAGAAAACUCUUCCAUCAAUCAAUGUGACAGACACCCUGUUCAACACCACUCUUACCAUCACAACCAUACUGGGUUUCUGUGUGGACAUGCUGAAGGAGCUGGCCGACAUCCUCAAGUUUAAAUAUCGCAUCCGACUGGUGGCCGACGGAGUUUAUGGCGUUCCCGGAGCGAAUGGAACGUGGACCGGGAUGGUUGGAGAGCUCAUCUCACGGAAAGCGGACCUGGCAGUCGCAGGUCUGACCAUCACUGCUGAGCGUGAAAAGGUGAUCGACUUCUCCAAACCUUUCAUGACCCUCGGAAUCAGCAUCAUGUACCGCGUCCACCUG